Molecule: messenger RNA, 3692 nt
Organism: Chinchilla lanigera (long-tailed chinchilla)
Lineage: Eukaryota; Metazoa; Chordata; Mammalia; Rodentia; Chinchillidae
Gene: Ankrd34b
Product: ankyrin repeat domain 34B
Exons: 3
Coding region: 591-2111 (506 amino acids)
Molecular function (GO): protein binding
Source: RefSeq, a predicted model, not a curated record
GCAGGCUGGGUGGCCGGGCCGCUGGCGGCCACCGCGGGAGAAGCAGCGGCGCGUGACGCCGUGGCGGUGGAGGGGACCGAGCGCGCCGUGUCGAGACCCCGUGGAGAUCUUCCCGCCUCGGCCUCCCGUGAGGCCGCCCCGCCCCCGUGGCCCGCGCGCGCUGUCACCUGUCCUCAUCACCUUCCCUGCCCUUCAGCGCCCGCUGCCCGGUCCCCUGCCCCGGCCCCGCCAUCCGGAUCACCUUCCUCUGCCCUUCUCCGCAGCUCCUCGGCCGCGCGCUCCGGAGGACGGGGCGAGGCAGCGACCGGACAGCGCAGCACCCUCGCCGCCGGAGCCGCGGCUCCCCACCCGGAGGUGCAGCGUAGACCUCCGCGUUGGGGCGCAGGCGGCCGCGCCUUCCUGACCCUGCGCACGGGGACAUCUGGCUCCUGAGCGGCUGUCGCGGGAUGUGAUGUGGGGACACGGAGCCCGGGACUCAGGCUCCUGUUCAUGCACAGAGCUGUGAGGCGAGGACCAUGAGCAGGGCCGGCGACCCUGCUGACCUUGGCGUCCUCCUCCCCAGCACCGGAGCCACCGUCUGACCCUGGACGAUGGAGAUGGACGAAGGGGCCGAGGCCUCCGCCGAGGGCCACUCCCUGACCAAGGCCGCGCACCAGGGCCGGCUGCGGCUCACCCGGCUGCUGCUGGAGGGCGGUGCCUACAUCAACGAGAGCAACGAGCGCGGGGAGACGCCCCUGAUGGUGGCCUGCAGGAGCCGGCACCCCGACAGCCAGGGCGCCAGCAAGGCCCGGAUGGUGAGGUACCUGCUGGAGAACAAGGCCGACCCCAACAUCCAGGACAAGGUGGGCAGGACCGCGCUGAUGCACGCCUGCCUGGAGCGGGCCGGGCCGGACGUGGCCGCCCUGCUGCUGGACCACGGGGCGGACCCGAGCCUGCAGGACCACACGGGCUGCUCGGCGCUGGUGCACGCCAUCCACGCCGAGGACAGGGACACCUUGCAGGUCCUCCUGAGCGCCUGCCAGGCCCGCGGCAAAGAGGUCAUCAUCAUCACGACGGCCAAGUCGCCGUCCGGGCGGCACAUGACCAGGCAGUACCUGAACACGCCGCCCCGGCCCGCCUGCGCCUCUCCCUCCGAGAUAGACGUGCGGACGGCCCCCGCCUCGCUGGCGCAGGCUUCUGAGACUGAACAGACACUCUUCGGCUUCAGAGAUCGGGAGCCCUCCGCAGGCACCGAGGAUGCCUGGGACCCCGGGUGCCCUGCCGGGAAGCCGGCCCUGCCCGCUGGAGGCCCCAAGCCGCCCCCAGCUCCGGCCUGGGGCAAGAGUGCCCCAGCCCUGAAGCAGCAGCACAGAGUGGCCUCGCUGCAGGAGGAGCUGCUGGACGCCGCCUCAGAGGAGGAGCCCCCCGGCAGGGCCCUGGCCCUCCCUAAGCGCUUGGUCACCAGGCACCAGAGCAUUGAUGUGAAGGACUCGGCUCCUCUGCUGCGCGCCUGGGAGCAGGCCGACGCCAGGAAGGCCGCCUCUGAGGACAGCCACCACCAGGCGCUGCUUCCAGAAGGAGACCAGCUGCACCCUGAGGGCCCCCCGGAGCUGGACGCAGACCCCGGCCUGCCAGCCGGCUCGUCCACCCUGAGGAGCGUGGUGCAGAAGCGGAACUCGGGGGCGAAUCACUACAGCUCUGACUCCCAGCUUUCAGCCGGGCUCCCGCCCACAGCCUCGGAGGACAGCAGAGCGCUUCCCGGGAAGAAGAAGACCCUCUCCGCUUCUCCUUCGCUGCUGUCUGGGCCCAAGGAUGCGCCUGAGAGCGUCCCGCCGGGGCCCCUGGGCAGGCGGGGUCAUGUGGUCCUCGAGCGGCGAGGGUCUGGCCCCUUCCCUUUGGAGCACAGCCUAGCGCAGCCCAGGCCCGGGUUCCUGCCGCCCCUCAACGUGAGCCCCUUCCCGCCCGCCCCCGAUGGCUGCGCCGGCAGCAGGCUCUGCAGCCUCCUUGCUUGCGGUCAAAGAGUGCUCGUGCCAACGGCACCUGCUUUCCCUAAAGAAUUCAAAACCAAGAAAAUGCUGUUGAGGAGGCAGUCCUUGCAAACCGAACAAAUUAAGCAACUAGUAAACUUCUGAGAGGGCCAGAAGGCACACCAUCUUCAGACGUCUACAUCGAGAGAUAGGGACCGAGGGAGGGAGGGAUCUCGCAUGCCUGUCCUUUGUCACAGCAUUGGCCAGUCCAUCAUGAAUGGGAGCAGGGUGUGGUGUUUGGUGUUAAGCGCUGUGAACAUACAAAUAACACAUAGUUUCUGCUAAGAGAAUUCUCUCAAACCACAUGAAAGCUAUUUUCAGAAGACUACCAAUAUUAUAAACUUUCACAUGGUUCCAGUUUUCCGUUUAAACAAAACUCAGCAAAGAAAGGUCAACUACGUUGGAGAUAAUUUUUUAAAAUGUCAGAUUGGCUUAAUAUUUUAUUAGAAAAAUAAGAUCGUAAUUUUCCAUGAUGCCAAAAGCAUAAAAGAAAACACUGAGAGCUAGAAAAUGUUCUAGCAUCAGUAAGCCUAAGCAGCAAAGAAGGAACAAGUUCUUCACCAACAUUAACUACAGGCAGGUAAAAUCUGAAGUUUUAAAAGGUCAAAAGCUAUAGAUAGACUAGUCAACUAAUACUCAUGAUGUUAGUGAAAGCACCACACUGUGGUCAGAGGUGCAAGUUGCUAUAAUCCAUGCUGAGUUCUGUUGUUUGUUUGCUUUGCUUUGUUUUUCAAACACACGUACCUCUAUUGUUAUCUUUUCGAAUUAUUCUUCCUCUGUAUCUUUUAAUUCCUAUUAUUAUAUCUGGAAGCUUAUUAUAAGUUUCCAGUAACAAGAUAAUACAAAAGUUAAAACUAAUUUAAUUACUUAAAUUAGUCUUGUCUUCCAAAAAGAAACAAAUAAAAAAAAGAAAGAAAGAAAACACCCCAAACAAAAAAAGCUUGGGAUUUGUCACAAAUACAAAAUAAAUGCCUGCUUACUAAAAAAACCUGAUUAUUAGAUGAGUUUAGGUUAGCUAAAAUUACUAAAGCCAGUAGAAAAUCAUGAAAUGUAGCAAAUAUUUGGUCAGUACUAUACAAUAUCAUUUUGGACAGGUAGUAAUUAGAAUUCAUAUAAUAAGGAUAACAUCUUGAGUGUGACAUUCCAGCUGUCUAGUAUUUUAGGACUUAUGAAUAACUUCUAACAACUUCUAUUAUAAAAUACUGAAAAAUGACUGUGUUAUCUCUGUAACUUCAAAGUAUGGUGUUUAUACCAAUAGUCCUCAUUUCAGUCUAUCCUUCCUAAAGCAAAGAGUAGAUCAAACUAUACAAGAGCUGAGCGUCCCGAUCUGAUGACUGUCAGAUACAGACUGCUUUCUUUGCCUUCUGUAAGUACAGGAAAUCCCAACACCUGGCAUGAUGCUUUUCUUGGUGAUUGAUUCGAUAUAAGCAAGUUGCAGCUUACAGAGUAAUUAGUUACUUGUGGCUUUUAUUUUUUAAAGUAUUUGGAGUUUUCCAUUUAGUGUUUUGAAGCCAAUACUAUUAAUUACACUAGAAUUUUGUUUUAUCUAGAACUUAAAAUUGUACUAGAUGUUUGUAAAUAGCUAAGUGCUUUUACCAAGAAAAGUGCUGGUAGCUGGGCAUGGUGGUGUACCCCUGCAAUCCCAGUACUUGGGAGGCUGAGGCAGGAGGCUCACUAUGAAUACAA